GUUGAACUCUUAUCAGGAAAACACAAGGAAAUAUUUUGCACCAGUUUUUUUUGUUUGAAAAUGAAGACUUUUGUCGUGGUUGCUUUGAUGGUGGCUUUUGCCGCAGUGGCAUUUGCAGAUGAAGAGAAAAGACUCUUUAGCUUCGUAAGUUUCCACUUAAACUAAACCAACUUUAAUCUCUAUUUAUAGUGAGUGGAUCCGUCUAUUCUAAACUGUUCUCCGUAGAGAUGCGGUAAAGCCAGUCGGCCGAUGAAAAUUGAUGAAAUCCCUCCACUGUUUCUCCGGGGCAGUACUUAAAAAUUAAAAUUUUGGUAAUUUGCUAUAGGCAUGCUCGCCUCAGUGUAAUGCAUUUUGUCAUGAUAUCAAUGCUUAAUCAUAGAAACUGAAUGAGAGAUUGAAAUUUGUGUCAUUAAAUUCAACAUGUAUGCAGUAGAGCGAGGAGUUUUCGAUAUAUCUUAAAGAAUGAAAUCCAAAAAUACUCGUCAAUAGUUCUAUAUAUUUUAUUUAUCGUUUUAAGAUUGACUUUAUCUAUCUGUCAAUAAGCGCAUGGUAAGGUCGGACAGUUUCCAUCGAUGUCAGGCAAAUGUUUUGUAUAUUUGUAAUUUCCCCCCGCCUGUCCAUCAUCACCACCGUCAUCACCACAACCACCAUUAUACCAUCACCCACACCGUCAUCACCAUCAUCGCCACCAUCACAUCACCAUCAAUCAAACCUCAAUCACAGAACAUGGAAGACUGGUGCACUAACAACUGCCGACUUUUCCAGGGAUGUAAAUCUGACCAAGAUUGUGACGAGGGAUGUUGUGCCAAAUUUCUAUUGUACGGCAAAUGCAGAAAGUACCUCAAGGAAGGCGCUAUUUGCUUUAGCCGGGUAGGUAUUUGUAAAACAUAUUGCUGCCUGCAUGCAUGAUACAUACAAUAAGGAUAUAUAAGAAUGCUGUCCUGCCUGUUCUUCAUACGAGCCCGGAUUGCCGGGAGUGGGAUGAAUUCCCGCCGAUGGCAUCUUCGAAAUAUUUUUGUUGUAAUUAAACAAACUUCACCACACAUUGCGACGUUAAUAGUGUCUGUAUAGGUCUAUUUAUAAUGUUUAUUUGUUGUUUGUAUUUUCCAACAAUGCUGUUCAAUACUAUAUUAUACAGCACAAUCGGCAAAACUAUCCUGGUCAGGUGGGAUAAAGCGUUCAUGUGGAAAACUUUUUCCCACUUGUCUGCGAUCUCACAACCAACCCCCACCCCCUCCCCCACCCCCAAUAACUUCUGAAAGCCUUUAAGUGAUAGUUGAAUACCUGUAUAAGAAAACUGUACCUAUAAUUUUUCAACAAUGAAAACAUUGGUAGGCUAUAUAAGUUACUAAGCCAUGGAUUACAUAAAAUUUAAGGCAAUAAAGUAUAAAGAACUAACAUUUCAAGCUACAAAAGGUUACUACCUUUUACAAAAGGUUAUACUACCUAUGUUGUAUGUUACAAAAGGUUACUACCCAUUUGUAUGUUAUACAAAAGGUUACUACCUAUGUUGUAUGUUACAAAAGGUUACUACCUAUGUUACUACCUAGUCUACAAAAGGUUACUACCUAUGUUGGGAGCCUAAUUCUCUCCCCUCCUCGACUCCCGCCUCUUCUCUCUCCCAGUCUCCCUCCUCCAAUAUUUCGCGAAAUGUUCGCCACCCCGCAAUUACGGCGAUAUAUGUUUUGGCUGGGAGGUAAUUAUAAAACAUAUUACUCAUAUACGGUAAUAGCUCUUAAUUAUAUAGGCUUAUACACUUUGCUUUUGAAUAGGGUAUUGGAAAACGAGGUAUUGGUUUCAAGCCAAGUUGCGGCUGUGGAGAAGGCCUGACAUGCCAGAAAUCUGGACGUGUUCUCAGCAGAUGUGCUGUCGAAGAAGGAUCAGGCGACAUGUAGACUUAUUGUCUGAGAAUCGAAGUUUAGUACUGGCAUAUAGAGUGCAGUUUCCUUGUAUAGUUCGCAUGGAUUCUAUGGAAAUACAGUACUCAAUUUAAAGUUAAAGAAUAAAAUAAUUAGUGAAUUCAGAAUGUCUUUCUACUUUUAUUUUCCUGGAAAAG
Molecule: messenger RNA, 2056 nt
Organism: Paramuricea clavata
Lineage: Eukaryota; Metazoa; Cnidaria; Anthozoa; Malacalcyonacea; Plexauridae
Source: the annotation of a GenBank genome assembly